CACAGCUUCCACUCCGCUCUCUCCCCCAUUAAAAGCACAUUCGAGCAUUCGUUGAUACCGAUGUCAAUACCAAACUCAUCGAAUACGGAGUAUCCGAGCAUAUCGCCUGUGUCAUCUCAAUUCGGAUCCUUAGCGUCUAAAUCACGUUUACCCUUGCUCAGCGUUUUCGAAAUUUCACUCAUGAUGAUCAAAAAUAUGCAUCAACAAUAGUAUCGCAUCGCAUCGUACUUUCUCUCCCUGUCGUCCCGUACCGGCCCUGAUUCCAGGAUUUUCCGUAUAUUAAAAGUCCCGGGUCUGGAUUUUCUCAGCUUUAUGAUAGUCCGCCGAGAUGCGGUAUUGUGAACCCAUUGAAAUGGUGAGACGGUCACUGCCCCUGCGCCUCAGGAACGCCACGCAAAUAUCGGUACCUCGGAUCUUCUUAUCAACGGCAACCCUAUACUUGGCAUCUAUUAUAGGAUAUUACACCUUGCCAUCCGUUUUGUCGGUCCGUCCUCUCUGAUGCUUAGCGGUGGCGAAGAGAAAGAGCUGGUGAGUACUGUGACGGUGUUCGUGGAUGCUGAGGAUUGUAUCAAAGCCGUGGAUGGUGGCUCCCUCAAGUUUGUCGAGAGCAGCAGUUUCCACUCAAACAAUGCGGACAUCAACAAGAACGCAGAUUAUGACUUUGAUGAUCCAAAUCUUGAAAAGACACCAAUAGAAUCAAUAGCAGAUGAGGAGGAGUCGGAUUCCAGAAGAAGCCACGCCUCUGUCUUUGAGGACGAUUCCCCUUAUCCAGAAGUGCGCUCGGCCGUUGCUAACUCAGACGAUCCGUCAAUACCCGUAUCAACCGUGCGGUCAUGGAUGCUUGGUAUUAUAUGGGCGAUGAUCAUCCCGGGCCUGAACCAAUUUUUCUUCUUUCGAUAUCCUUCUCUCACACUUACUGGAAUAUUUGCACAAUUGACGGUUUUCCCCGUUGGCAGAGCACUGGCGAGGUUUGUCCCUCGAGUGAAAGUGCUCGGGAUUCCGCUGAAUCCAGGCCCGUUCUCAAUCAAGGAACAUGUCCUGAUCACUAUCAUGGCAACCGUAGGUGCCUGCAGCGCAUACGCCACGGACAUCGUUGCCGUCCAGAGACUCUAUUAUAAUCAAGACUUCGGCUUUGGACACCAAUGGAUGAUGAUAAUGUCCACUCAGCUGAUUGGAUUUUCCAUUGGCGGCAUUGCCCGUCGAUUUCUCGUUCAGCCACCAUCCAUGAUCUGGCCAACUAACCUCGUAACCUGCGCCCUAUUCAAUACAUUGCAUGCGCACACCUACGCGGGCAUCGGCUACCGCGCAGGAAUCGGCCGUGAGGCCUUCUUUCUCUACGCUUUCAUUGGCUCUUUCUGCUGGUACUUCGUGCCUGGUUAUCUCUUCACCGCCCUCAGCACCUUCACAUGGGUGACGUGGUUGGCACCGAACAGCGUACCGAUUAACGAGAUGUUUGGGUACGUGCAUGGAAUGGGCAUGAGUAUCAUCACCUUCGACUGGGCUCAGAUUGCCUAUAUAAGCUCGCCUUUGGCCACUCCGUGGUGGGCCGAAGCCAAUGUUUUUGCAGGUUUUGUGCUUGCUUACUGGAUCAUCGUCCCGGCACUGCACUUCACGGAUGUAUGGUACGGCAAAUAUAUGCCGAUCUCGUCUCGGGGAGCGUACGACAAUACCGGGGCUUCGUACAAUGUGACUAGGAUUAUCAAUCCUGAUACAACCUUCAAUGAAGAACAGUACCAAGCUUAUAGUCCACUUUUCCUCUCUACGACAUUUGCUAUGUCGUACGGACUGUCCUUCGCAAGCAUAACUGCCACAGUCACCCACUCGUUCCUUUACUUUCGCGCCCAUAUCAUGCGGCAUUCACGGCUUUCUUUACAAGAACAGCCGGAUAUACAUGCGCGCUUGAUGUCGUACUAUCCCCAAGUGCCUUCAUGGUGGUAUGCAUUAGUAUUUAUUACUAUGUUCAUAUUCGGUGCCGUAAGCAUCGAGCUGUGGGACACAAAAUUUCCUAUCCACUUUUUUAUUCUUGCUUUGGUCAUCUCAUUUCUCUAUGUUAUUCCUGUCGGGAUUAUACAGGCUAUCACUAACCAGCAAAUAUCUCUCAACGUUUUUACCGAGCUGAUUAUUGGAUUCGCACAUCCGGGUCGUCCAGUUUCCAUGAUGUUGUUUAAGACAUACGGUUAUGUUACCAUGACCCAAGCCUUGCAAUUUACAUCGGAUUUUAAGCUCGGCCACUACAUGAAGAUCCCUCCACGGGUAAUGUUUUUAGCCCAAGUUCUCGCCGCGGUUAUUGCUGGUACCACACAACUUGGUGUUCAGACUUGGUUAUUUGCGAACAUCGCGGACAUAUGUACGCCUAAACAGAGAGAUGGUUGGAUAUGUCCUUCGACGGAAGUCUUUGGUACGGCAAGCGUCGUCUGGGGCGUUAUUGGCCCUUCACGCCAACUAUCCAGGGGCCAAAUCUACUACGCCCUGGUCUUUUGCUUUAUUAUCGGCGUCGUUUGUCCGGUUAUUGCUUACUACAUCAGUCGUAAAUUCCGAAGAAACGGGUGGCUCUCUUAUUUGACUUUUCCUAUCAUCUUCUCUGGGACGGGAUACAUGCCUCCAGCGAGCGCUGUCAACUACGUGCCUUGGGCUGCUGUCGGAUUCCUUUUUCAGUUCUACAUCCGCCGGUAUCACUUCUCGUGGUGGACGAAAUACAACUACGUACUCUCCGCUGCCUUGGACGGAGGUGUGGCAUUUUCCGCUGUAGCGAUAUAUUUCUGUUUGAAUUACCCAAUGGGAGGAAAGAUCGGAGAGCAUAGCAUAAAGUCUUGGUGGGGAAAUGCUGUUGUGUCUGGUACCGCAGAUUAUAAAGGGAUACCUAUGCGUACUGUUGCCGAGGGGGAGUAUUUCGGUCCCAGGACAUGGACAUGAUAUACUAAUGAUAUCAACCAACCAUUAGACUAUGAAUCGUCACGUUGCAUUAAUAUAUUUUUUAUCUGUAUUGUAGAUAUAUUAUUUUAUGGGUUCGCUGUUGCAGGGCGGGUCAAAGGUUGCCAAAUGCGAAUAUAUCGUUUGUAGGAUAGUUUGUCGAGCUACUUACUCUGUACACUAUCACUUAUCUCCAACGAUUUCAGAAGUUUGAGUGGUUGACUGUUGCAUCUUUUGUAUUGACUACGCCCACAAAACGCUUUGUUGGGUCCUCCAACCAGGCGUAUUCAAUUCGAAAAUCUAAGUUUACC
This is a messenger RNA of Desarmillaria tabescens, 3221 nucleotides long. RefSeq names its product OPT oligopeptide transporter. Gene Ontology annotation, biological process: transmembrane transport. Gene Ontology annotation, cellular component: plasma membrane. Lineage: Eukaryota; Fungi; Basidiomycota; Agaricomycetes; Agaricales; Physalacriaceae. The transcript is spliced from 20 exons. Gene Ontology annotation, molecular function: oligopeptide transmembrane transporter activity. Bases 499 to 2913 code for a protein of 804 amino acids. The record is from RefSeq and is a predicted model, not a curated record.